AUGAAGCAGUCGAGAAGCCCAAUGUCUCCAGACCGGUUCAUUCCCCAACGAGAAUUCACAAACCCUCCUUCAACAUCGUUUCAGGUGUCUAAACAUCCUCGCGAACUAUCACCUGACGAAAAGCUUCUACGACGACGCUCGAAACGGGUGGAUCCAUUUCGACCCGCUCGCAGAAUGAGGCCCAUAAGCCCGAGACGAGGCCCUCAACACGUACGCAGCCCUCACUACAGUCCCCAUCUGGUCAAUGACUCGGUUAUCGCGGGUUCAAUUAAUAUGCAAAGGACCAGGAGUGCUGGUAGACAAGUGAGCUUUGGGGCUGUUUGGAACGUUGGGGGCAGAUCAGCAGCGCAAGGUAACCAGCCAUCUGUGGCAGUACCUGAUGGUAAUGGUGGCCUUUUAAACAGUGGAACGACUGCUCCUAUGCAUAUUGCCGAGUUCUUCUCGCAGCCUACAUUACCCGAGGCGCCUGAGAGACACGAGUCUCGUCUAGCGGUUGCGCUUGAGAUCGACCCUGCAUCACGACUACUCAACACAUGCAACUUGAGCCCGCCAUCCGAGGCCACAUCAAGCCCAUCCUCCCUUGGCCAUGACCGAUUUUCUCCUUCUGUUUGGAAAGAUGGUGCUUGGAUAAGAACAGAUGGAGAUCAGGGAUCAAAGGCAGCAACCAGAGAUCACAAUGAGAAAGCCGUACCGACUCAGCCUUUCCGGAUAUUGGAUGCUCCCCAUCUUCGCGAUGAUUUUUAUUGCUCGCUCUUGGCAUAUUCAGCCACCACAGGAUACCUAGCAGUCGGCCUUGGUCAUCGCGUUUUUCUCUGGAACGAAGCUUUGAGACUGCUGCAUCCACCACUCCAAGAACAACGCCCCUCAAAUUAUGUGACAUCUCUGUCCUUUUCCUCCGAAGAUGGUGAGAAAAGCAUAUUGGCUGUUGGUAGACGAGAACGCACGUUGACCUUGUGGAGUCCGUUCGAUACUACCAACGUGCGAUUUGAGAUUGAUCAACCGGACCCAAUUACGUGUGUAUCAUUCAAACCGACCCAUUCGCGCCGAUAUUCUCAGAAAUUCGACUUCGAGGUGGACGUCGAGGACCUCGUUGUUGGUGACGAAUGCGGUAAUGUCUGGUACUACUCGGUGGAAUGGCCAGAUAACAGCGUACGGGACAGAUACUACUGGAACGGAGCCCUGACCUUGCUUGCUAAAAUAUCUGCCCACACUCAGUCGAUCUGUGGCCUUGCCUGGUCUCCCGACGACAUUUAUCUUGCGACUGGUGGAAAUGACAACUCCUGUUUGCUCUUUGACCUCCGCGAGAUUAUCCCGUCGCAGGAACCUCAGGAAGUCCGAUGUGAAUCACGGUCUUCCUGCCAUUCCCAGCAUUCUGCUACGACGCGAUGCCAGAGCGCUGUAUCUUGCCACAGUUCGCAGACCACUGUGCAACAUGCAUUCAGCGGACGGCGCCUCAUCAGUCAUUUAAUCCCCUCUUGGAUUCAAUCUCGAUUCAGUCCCUUGGCGCCACCCAUUCUUAAUUAUACCAGUAAUGUGAUCUCUGGAGAUCAAAUGGCUUUUGUGCCACUCAACAGACACAAACAUCGAUUAUUCCAUUCUGCAGCAGUAAAGGCCAUCGCAUUUGCUCCCUGGCAACCGUCUCUUGUCGCGACGGGAGGCGGUACGAAUGAUCGAACAAUCCGUUUCUUUCACACGCCGUCUGGGUCCUGUUUGGCCACGAUCGAUGUCCACUCUCAAGUGACCAGUCUAAUCUGGAGCAACACCCACCGAGAGAUUGUUGCGACAUUUGGGUUUGCACGACCCGAGCAUCCAAUUCGGAUUGCUGUCUUUGCGUGGCCCAGUUGUGAGCAAAUUGCUGCAAUACCAUGGGGUCCUGGUGGGACUAGUUGGGACGGCGUGACGAACAAUGAAUUUGUUGAGUGCGGACGGGCCCUCUAUGCAAUUCGUUACCCCGGGUGUCCGCGUUACUUAACACCGGAGGAAAGAGAAAGGUGCUCGCUCGACACUUCGAGACCAAGUACUCCGAACGUGAUGAGCCGAGAUGGGUCGACCGUGCUUUGUCCACGUCUCAGAACACCAGUAGAACCGAAGGCCAAGGAGGGAGGGUUGUGGUGUUCACGCACGUUGGAGGAGGGCUGCAUUAUCGUCGCAUCUACCGAUAGGACGGUUAAAUUCCAUGAGGUAUGGGGUGGAACCGGCAAGACGGCAAAUGAUUCUAGCCCCCUUGGCGGAAGUCCGCUUCUUGAGGAGUUUGAGGGUGUUGAAACGCUUGGAGACGAGGUUAUUCGCUGA
Molecule: messenger RNA, 2292 nt
Organism: Aspergillus ruber CBS 135680
Lineage: Eukaryota; Fungi; Ascomycota; Eurotiomycetes; Eurotiales; Aspergillaceae
Product: WD40 repeat domain-containing protein
Exons: 2
Coding region: 1-2292 (763 amino acids)
Biological process (GO): positive regulation of ubiquitin protein ligase activity; positive regulation of anaphase-promoting complex-dependent catabolic process; anaphase-promoting complex-dependent catabolic process
Cellular component (GO): anaphase-promoting complex
Molecular function (GO): protein binding; ubiquitin ligase activator activity; anaphase-promoting complex binding
Source: RefSeq, a predicted model, not a curated record